UUCUUUCAGCAUAUAUCUUUUUUUUUAAUUGGAGGGAUGCACAGGAGGGGAAAUUGAAAAAAAAUUUGUUGGCUUUUGUUUACCUGGCGUGUGUGGCAACGGGCUUUCUCAUUGCCUGCCAUCUCUGACCUUUCUUUCUUUCCUUUCUCUUCUUUCCAAAGGAAAAAAAAUAAUCCCCCCCAUGUGCAUGAAGGGUUAAGGGGGAAAUGGGGGGGGAUCUGAGAAUCCAACCAAGCCCUGCCCCCCUUCUGUAGAAAACCAAUAACACCCCCUUCCUUUUUAAAAAAUUUUACCUUCAUCCUAUCCUUUCUCCUCCUCCUCCCACUCCCUCCUUUCCACACCCCCACCCCCACCCCCAACUCACAACUCUGUUGAGUCCAGAAUUUCAGAAUCUGGUGUUGGGCUUUGCCGGGAUGCUUCGGAGGAAUGGAUGAAUUCCACCCGUUCAUCGAGGCCUUGCUGCCUCACGUCCGUGCCUUCUCCUACACCUGGUUCAAUCUGCAGGCGCGGAAGCGCAAGUACUUCAAGAAACAUGAGAAGCGCAUGUCGAAGGACGAGGAGCGGGCAGUGAAGGAUGAGCUGCUGGGGGAGAAGCCGGAGAUCAAGCAGAAGUGGGCGUCCCGGCUCCUGGCCAAGCUGCGAAAGGACAUCCGGCCCGAGUUCCGCGAGGACUUUGUGCUGACCAUCACCGGCAAGAAGGCCCCCUGCUGUGUCCUCUCCAACCCUGACCAGAAGGGCAAGAUCCGCCGGAUUGACUGCCUGCGCCAGGCCGACAAGGUGUGGCGGCUCGACCUGGUCAUGGUGAUUUUGUUUAAGGGGAUCCCCCUGGAAAGUACUGAUGGGGAGCGGCUCUACAAGUCACCCCAGUGCUCCAACCCCGGCCUGUGUGUCCAGCCUCACCACAUUGGAGUCACAAUCAAAGAACUGGAUCUUUACCUGGCUUACUUUGUCCACACUCCUGAAUCCGGACAAUCAGACAGUUCAAACCAGCAAGGAGAUGCGGACAUCAAACCACUGCCCAAUGGGCACUUAAGUUUCCAAGACUGCUUUGUGACCUCUGGGGUCUGGAAUGUGACUGAGCUGGUCAGAGUAUCACAGACUCCUGUUGCUACGGCGUCAGGGCCUAACUUCUCCCUGGCGGAUUUGGAGAGCCCCAGUUAUUACAACAUAAACCAGGUGACUCUUGGGCGGCGGUCCAUCACCUCCCCUCCUUCCACCAGCACCACCAAGCGCCCUAAAUCCAUAGAUGACAGCGAGAUGGAGAGCCCCGUGGAUGACGUGUUCUACCCUGGGACAGGACGGUCCCCAGCAGCUGGCAGCAGCCAGUCCAGUGGUUGGCCCAAUGAUGUGGAUGCAGGCCCGGCUUCUCUAAAGAAGUCAGGAAAGCUGGACUUCUGCAGUGCCCUCUCCUCUCAGACCAGCUCCCCGCGCAUGGCUUUCACCCACCACCCGCUGCCCGUGCUAGCUGGAGUGAGACCAGGGAGCCCCCGGGCAACAGCUUCUGCUCUGCAUUUUCCCUCGACCUCCAUCAUCCAGCAGUCGAGUCCUUACUUCACCCACCCGACCAUCCGCUACCACCACCACCAUGGCCAGGACUCACUGAAGGAGUUUGUGCAGUUCGUGUGCUCGGAUGGCACAGGCCAGGCCACAGGGCAGCCUAACGGUAGUGGCCAGGGCAAAGUCCCGGGGUCAUUUUUGCUACCACCGCCGCCUCCAGUGGCCAGACCUGUGCCCCUUCCUAUGCCUGAUACCAAAUCCACCAGCACUACCCCAGACGGCGCCGCCUUGACUCCUACAUCACCCUCAUUCUCAACGACAGGCGCCUCCUCUGCCAACCGGUUUGUCAGCAUCGGACCCCGGGACGGCAACUUUCUAAACAUCCCACAGCAGUCUCAGUCCUGGUUCCUCUGACGAGAUCUACAAGAAAAAGGAAGAAGAGGAAAAAGGGGGAAGAAGAGAUUUGAGACAUGGAAAAAUCCCCCAGCCCAGCUCAGCUCAGCCUAGCCCGACUAGUCCCACCCCACCAAAAAGCAAAAAUUUAAAAGUCAUCAUCCACUCUACCCUCUCCUGCCAGGGGAUCCCUUCUGGCACCCACAGAGCCCAGCCCAGCUGUCAGGACCCAGAAGAAGGGGCCUGGGGUGGAGCCACACACCAGCAGCCAGGAAGAAAGGAAAACUGGGGAAAACAGAAAAUGAAAAAAACAAACACAAACAAAAAAAGGGUGACAAGGAGCAGUCCCCUGUCCACUCCCUUCACCUGUACAUCCCUUCCCCCUCACACACACACACAUACACACACACACACAUACACACACACACACACACACACACACACACACACACACACACACACACCCACUGAGGCCUCCUGGCUACAGCCCAGGCAAAAGCCAAGGGGAAUGGAGUGAAAGUUGAAAAGUUUUCCAAUGCAUAAUCAACCUGGCUAGGAGGGUCCCAGGUUCUGCCCUUCCUACCUAAGGUUGUCUUUUUGGUAGAUGACAAAGCACGCCUCCCCAGCACACCUCAGGCCUGGUGCUCCUUUGGGGCUAGAAGAACUGGCUUCAGUGAGGUGUUUUGAUAGAAAUCUCCAAGGGUCUUGAACCCUUUUUGGCCUUUCCCCCUUCCUAGCCUGGUCCCAUUCCUCCAGCAUGGGCAGUUGAUCCUGAUCUGACCUUGGUUGGGGUAUGUGUGUAAGGGUGCUUUCUUUCCAUUGUUCUAGCACCCAGGACCUGAAGGCCUGGGAAGGAAGAGCCCCAGAGAGCUAGGCCUGGCCAGGGAUCCUGUAAGGCCUUUGAUGCCUUACUGGAACCACUGAAGUUGUUUUAUGUUUUUAUUCUUAUGCACCAGGGUAAAGGGGUCUAAG
Messenger RNA from Phascolarctos cinereus (koala), 2862 nucleotides. RefSeq names its product nuclear factor I X (gene NFIX). Lineage: Eukaryota; Metazoa; Chordata; Mammalia; Diprotodontia; Phascolarctidae. Gene Ontology annotation, molecular function: RNA polymerase II cis-regulatory region sequence-specific DNA binding; DNA-binding transcription factor activity, RNA polymerase II-specific. The record is from RefSeq and is a predicted model, not a curated record. Gene Ontology annotation, cellular component: nucleus. Gene Ontology annotation, biological process: regulation of transcription by RNA polymerase II.